UCCUCCGAUGGCCACGAGUUCAUCGUGAAGAGAGAGCACGCCUUGACCUCUGGCACCAUCAAAGCCAUGCUGAGCGGCCCAGGUCAGUUUGCUGAAAACGAAACCAAUGAAGUCAAUUUCAGGGAGAUCCCAUCUCAUGUUCUUUCCAAAGUGUGUAUGUACUUUACCUAUAAAGUCCGUUACACCAACAGCUCAACAGAAAUCCCAGAGUUUCCCAUUGCACCAGAGAUAGCACUGGAGCUCCUGAUGGCUGCAAACUUCUUAGAUUGUUGAAUAAAUUAUAUCAGAACUAAGGUUUCGGUUUGUUUUUUAGUAUUUAACUUUGUUUGCCAUAGUAUUUCAAAUACGGUGGAAAGCAUAAUGUAUGGAUGUCUGCUGUGUAAAAUCUGAAUUUGCUUGGGUUUGUUUGCCAUUAUAUUGGUUUUUUUUCUUUGCCACAAAAUAUUUCCACUUUUUUUUUUGUUGUUGUAUCAGACACUUUAUUAUAAUAAAAUGACUUGGCUGUAUCUGACUGUGGAGAUCUGCGGUAUGUGUAUCGAGACUUCUAAACCAUACUCCAGCCCUGGUUUGAUUUCACAUAUUCCUAAUAUUUGAGAAUAUCUCAACGUUAUUAAUCAAAUAAGCAACCAAUCGAUUUAGUUAAGAAAGCUGCAUGGUCUUAGGGGGCCAUGAAGUACUAGGAUUUUGAUUUCCAAAUUACUCAAUUGCUUAAUGUAACAAAUUACCUUCUUUAUUGAUCUAAAAUAUUUUCCAAGCCUUUAUAAAUGAGUGAUUUUGUGGUUACCUCUAAAGGUUGCUGGACUGGGGCUCUGCAUUACCAGGGUUGGGUGUACUUGCUUUGUGUAAUCAUGGAUGAAGCAAAUCCAGUAACACUGAGCUGUUACUGAAAAUUGAUCAUAGAUCUUAUCAUUCCUUUCCCAGGUUAGGAAAAACAUGCUGAUCCAUCAAAAGUCAAUUUCAAAAAUUGUGGGAGUGAUACCUUUUGAAUCGUUUCUUUGCUCACAUACACAUUUUCUGUUGUGUGGAAAGUCUUAUUUAAUCUACAUCUAAUAUGCAUCUAGGUUUCUUUUUUGUCUUGAAUUAAUUGGUGUUCAAUGGAUAAUUAUGGAAUUAGGAAAUGUAUUUUUAUUGUUGUAGUUCAAUGUGUUAACAUUGUUUUUUUUAUAAAACAAUAAAAUUCAUAAUAAUGUUUGAGUUUAGACAAAGCAAAAUUAUUUUGAAGUGUUUUAAGAAAAGUUACAAACAAAAUGUAGCCAUUCGGCCCCUCUAACCCAUUUUAGUAGACAGGAGAAAAUUAAUCCAAGAUCUCAUUACAUCAUUUCUUGAAAGAAGCCAAUUAACGAUCAUGACCUGUAUUAUCAUAAAUAAUUAAUAUUUGAUUGGGGUCCAGUGACAUUCUAAGAUUCAAGUGUUUGAAUCUAAUGCGUUUCUGAGUUCACUGAUCAUGAAUAAAGCACAGGCUUGAAUAUGAUGAAACAGCUAAUUUUAUAUAAAAAUAUACUUAUGAGGAAACAAAACCAAAACCAGGAAAUGACUAAUUUUAAGAAAAGAGACACUUCUUUACACAGCAGAUCAUUGUAGUCUGUAACUGAAUCUUUACAUUGUUGGAGCACUUUUAACAUUGGAAAGAAAGCUUUUCUGCGAUUUGAUCAUUAAGCUACUAGCUACAGGACGAGCAAGAUGGGUCUGCUUCCUCUUGUUUGCAACCUUUCUUAUGGGUAAUAAAGUUUUUUACAAGAGUAAACAUUAACUAUUUUACGUAACCUAUUUGGCCUAACAGUUUGCUUUACUGCAAUACUAUGCAGAAUUAUUUCCUAGGAUAUAUUCACUCUGCUACUUGGAACUGUUAUUUGGCUUGGACUGACAGUACUACUCUACACAUAAAAGUUGUUGGUUUUAUAAGAACACACAAAAUGUGUCCAAUCAUGAUUGCAUGCUAAGAAAAUUGCAAUACUAUAAUUGCCUGGGUUUGGUUUCAGGAUUCAAAAGCUCUUGAAAGUGCAUUUUAUUGCUGUAUAAAACAAAAUAAAUAUCUGUAGUGUGGCUGCU
Messenger RNA from Lepisosteus oculatus (spotted gar), 2049 nucleotides. It is a transcript of the gene eloca, whose product is annotated as elongin C paralog a. Gene Ontology annotation, biological process: ubiquitin-dependent protein catabolic process. NCBI's taxonomy places the organism in Eukaryota, Metazoa, Chordata, Actinopteri, Semionotiformes, Lepisosteidae. Gene Ontology annotation, cellular component: elongin complex. Gene Ontology annotation, molecular function: protein-macromolecule adaptor activity. The record is from RefSeq and is a predicted model, not a curated record.